UAUAACGAAUGCGAAAAUAUAAUUUUCAACUGACCAAGUCAUUCUCAUUAUGUCAAUAAAAUUUGGGUUACACCUUGUUAGAGUGGAUGAAAAGGCACUGCUUUACAGAUGAAAACAUCAGAUUUUUAACAACAGAAAUUUGUCAAAUAUUACUAAAUGAUUUUUUUCACAACAGAAAAUCAAUAGAAUUAUUUUAAAAAAAAAUAAUACAAAGUUAAGCAGCCCCACCUCAUGAAGAGGUCUUGAUCCACCAUUUCUUCAAGAUGGUGUUUGCUUAUAGGAAGCUGAUGCAGGUUCUUGACUGAUUUUGGGAGUAUCCUUAAAGUGUGCAUUUUGUUUCUAGGUCAUUCAACAUUGAUUGGCUCAAGAACUGGAGGAGUUCUGAGUUAUGCUGUAAGAUCAAAAAGUUGCAAGGUCUACGAUCAUGCCAGAAGAACCAGUCAAACACCAAGAGAGCACCAGUGUUCACAAAACUGGACAGGUAAGUUCUGGUCUAAUAGAUGCAUCUUUUUGCAGUUUUUAUGUAUGACUCUUUAUUGUUACUUGUAAGCAGACAAUUGCACAAUAGUUACAAAAGGCUUUGGUUUUAUGCCAUUGUUUGACUAUAUUUUGUGAUGCAUAGUACAAAAAAGAAAAAAACAACCAGUGAAGCACAAGUAAUAGUUAGAUAAUUGUAAAACAAAAUUUCCAAAAUAUAAAGGAAUUAAGUUAACUUUGUAGCUUGUGACUUUUAAUUACCAAAGUGAUGAUUUAACUGUAUAAGUGCUGUUAUAUAUGAUAUUGAUACCCCUACCAUAGAGGGAUCCCUAACCAUCAGGAAUUUUCAAUUUUCUAAUUUCUUGAGUGAUGGCCAAUUGGUGCUCUCACACCCUCAGAGCAUCCAAAAUUCUACCUGUUACCAGGUAGAAUAGAGGUACUAGGGAUAUUUCCUAGUGCUAUAGAAAUAUUUCUGAUGUACUAUUUGCAUCUGAUAAUUUUUUUGCUGCCAUUGUAGGUUCUGCUAAGUCAAUGGAGCCUUCUAUGGGUGUUGAGCUUACAAGGAGCUUGACAGGAGAGCUGAACCUAGACAACAAAAGGGAAGGCCAGUCUAUACAAUAUAGUGUUGGGAACAUUAUCAUGGAUGGAGAUACAACCACCAUAUCCCACAUCCAUCAAAAUGUGAAUGAUCAAAUCAGUGUCUGGUCUGACAUUGGACAUGCCAAUAAAGCGCUCCAUGGUCACCUACUAAGAAUAUCUUCCAGCCACAAGGCUUUGAGCAAAACUGUCAUUGACUAUCUUGUCAAGUGCUUUGGGGAUGUCCUGAUGCAGAACAAAGGCAAUCCAGAGGGCAUUCGAAAGGGUUGCAAGGUAAUUCCAAACCAUGCUUUUGGGGACCACAGUUCCUGUGGCUCCUGGUGUCAGUACAAACAAAAUCCAGAAAGUUAUCGGCAGCAGUCAUUACCUUAUGGCAAGGAUCUUGAAGGAGAGGACCUAACGGCAGAUUUCUUACAGGUAAAGUAAACAGUUACUAUUAUUGAGCAGUUCGUCUUCAGAAAUUAUUAUGUUACAAGUAAGCACAAGAUGCAGAACUCAGCACAAAACCAAUAUUGUUUUGUCCUAUAUCUUUUAGAUUUUUGAACUCUUUGCAAGUUAUGCAGACAAGCAGGCACCACUGGGGUCAACACAACCCAAUGAAAGCUUUAAUAACUCAGUGUCAGGUCAUGCCCC
This is a messenger RNA of Orbicella faveolata, 1707 nucleotides long. RefSeq lists its product as uncharacterized. The record is from RefSeq and is a predicted model, not a curated record. NCBI's taxonomy places the organism in Eukaryota, Metazoa, Cnidaria, Anthozoa, Scleractinia, Merulinidae.